AUGACUUCCAGUUGAGCCGCAACACUAUUAUAAAAUCAAAAUAAAGCUUGACUUUUAUACUAAAGUUGUUUGGUAUUCAAUACCAUACGUUAUAUCCUAAUCGAAAGUGCCGCGUAUCUGCGAAGUGAUUACUGAUGUAAAGGGAUAUGAACGAAAUGUAUGAUUUACUGAGGGGAAGAUAUCGCCUACAGGACAUCAAAAUGUUGAAUCAAAAUCAAGCAGUUUGGAAUUCGGUUGAUGAUUUCAUCGAACCCUUGUUAAAAUGCGUCUUACAAACUCCAAGAGUCGGUGUAUCUUGUGGCAAGGUUGAAGCAAGCAAUGUUACGUCGAGUUGUGGGAAAGAAAAAGGAGAUAGAUUUCACUUGUCAAUCCCUUAUGCAGGAAAAAGGCUCGUUUGGAGUGUCUUCUUUAAUUCUCUAUGCCCAGAACUUGGUCCAGAUUUUCUCUUUAACGACGACACCUUUCUUGAUGAUCCAGACCUCGAUACAAUAAUCAGACACGUUCCUAGCCUGGCUCAUUGGGAUGUGACCAGCGAUGAUGCCCUGCUUAUGGUUAUCAUAGAACUUCUCAUGUACUACAAGCAACAUCAGAUUGAACUUCUAGGAAAGCAGGGAGAGCGAUUACAAUUUGAGUAUAGUACUCUGGUCAGUGCUACUGAAAUAUGCGCUGAAGAUCUGGAAGUGGUGUUGUUGCCUUCAGGUCUUAGACCUAUUGAAGCACGCUUUUUAAUUCGUAUGGCAAUGGAUUUUUCCAAAUUACCUGAACGGAGCACUCAUCAAGAUGAUGAAGCUAUGUUACUUGUGACCUUUAAUGGUCCAGAUUGGAAUCGUAUUACACCAGAACUUUAUCUCUCAAAGAGUUUGGAAGAGGCAUUUGGAGGUCAAGCGGCUCUCCAUAUACCACCGUUCAUAUCAACCAAAUGUUUAAUGGACUAUGUACCAGAGGUUAAAAGAGUCAUAAAUGAGAAAAUAAUCCUGCUAGCAACUUGUUUUGAAAAGCGUAAGAGUUUUAUAGCUGCGUUACUUUUAUUAAAACGUGGCAGCAUCAUAGAAUAUGAUGCAGUUGAAUCUAGCCAGGCGACUCUAUUGUUUGAGUAUAGAGAUUUCUAUUGCAUGGUGCACUUCAAACUCCCUCCAGCAUUUCCAAAAGAGGCACCACUAAUUGUUCUGCAGUCCAUCUAUCACAUGACUUCGAUGGGAACGUUGUUCUGUCAAACUGUUGAAGAUCUUCCUUUUAGUCAUCGCUGGACGCCUUUUGAAAUGGUCACCAAAGCACUGAAUCACAUUGUUGAAAAAGAAGUUCAAAAGUUUCAGACGAAUUCUGUCAAGAGUAGUCAUUUCUGAAUCGACUCAAGUAUUUAAUAUUGCUAUGUGUGAACAAGUCAUUCAUAAUAUCGAUCAUUCAUCCCAUAUACGGAGCAAGGCUGUGAGACUAUUGCCUGCAUAUCUUAUCAUAUGCACUCUCAGUGUAAAUAAUUUACAAGCUUGUUUCAAUGCCAUUUGCAUUGAUGUAUAGGUUUUUGGAAAUAAAAAAACUUGUCUGAA
Molecule: messenger RNA, 1544 nt
Organism: Athalia rosae (coleseed sawfly)
Lineage: Eukaryota; Metazoa; Arthropoda; Insecta; Hymenoptera; Athaliidae
Product: BRISC and BRCA1-A complex member 2-like
Exons: 5
Coding region: 147-1343 (398 amino acids)
Biological process (GO): double-strand break repair
Cellular component (GO): BRISC complex; BRCA1-A complex
Source: RefSeq, a predicted model, not a curated record